This is a messenger RNA of Magallana angulata, 5138 nucleotides long. RefSeq names its product aryl hydrocarbon receptor nuclear translocator homolog. Gene Ontology annotation, biological process: regulation of transcription by RNA polymerase II. Gene Ontology annotation, cellular component: nucleus; aryl hydrocarbon receptor complex; transcription regulator complex. Lineage: Eukaryota; Metazoa; Mollusca; Bivalvia; Ostreida; Ostreidae. The transcript is spliced from 16 exons. Bases 282 to 2378 code for a protein of 698 amino acids. Gene Ontology annotation, molecular function: DNA-binding transcription factor activity, RNA polymerase II-specific; RNA polymerase II cis-regulatory region sequence-specific DNA binding; protein dimerization activity. The record is from RefSeq and is a predicted model, not a curated record.
UCUGCUUUUCACAUAGGAUGUAAAAGGAAAACAAAUUGGAAGAGAUACUUCUGGGUUGUUUUUUUUUGCGAGGUUGCUUAUAUUCAUCUUAUCUCGGAUUUCAGAAGAAAAAAAAAUUAAUUUUUUUUUCUUUCACAAGGAAAAUAUUCACGUCUGCAUUUCAUUGGUGGUAUUUGUGGUAGAGAGAAAAAAAAAACAUUUGCAGAAGUGGGAAAUUUCGUUGGUGAUAACAAUUUUGGUUGGCAAUCAAACUUUUGUUGGAAUUGAAAACAGGAGAAAUAAUGGAUUACUCUGAUCUUCCAUAUCAGGGCCCCUCAAAGCAUUGCUAUGACUUCAAUCAAGGUGGAGGUCAAAGUCGACAGUAUGCAUUUCCAGGGGUCACACCGAUCCCUGUUGCAUAUACAGAGAUGGCAAUUUAUGGGACACCUGAUAAUUCCAAAGGAGGGAAUCGAAAACGCAAGGGUGGAUCCGGGAGGGAGUCAGAUGAAGAAGAUGGGCAGGGAGGAGGCUAUAACCAGGAACAGGCAGACAAAGAGAGAUUUGCCAGAGAAAGCCACUGUGAGAUUGAGAGAAGAAGGAGGAACAAGAUGACCUCGUACAUCAAUGAAUUGUGUGACAUGGUGCCCACCUGUAGCACGCUCGCCCGCAAACCAGACAAGCUGACCAUCCUUCGAAUGGCCGUGUCCCACAUGAAAACUCUAAGAGUAGCUGGAAACACCAGUGUGGACGGUUCUUACAAGCCCUCCUUUCUGACCGACCAGGAACUCAAACAUCUGAUUUUAGAGGCUGCCGAUGGCUUCCUGUUUGUGGUUCAGUGCGACUCUGGUCGGCUCAUUUACGUCUCCGAUUCCAUCACACAAGUCCUGCACCAGUCUCAGGCUGACUGGUUCGGAAACUCCAUGUACGACUUGGUCCAUCCGGACGAUGUGGAGAAGGUGAGAGAACAGUUGUCCACAACAGAAUCUCAGAACACAGGCAGAAUCCUAGACCUGAAAACUGGAACAGUAAAGAAAGAUAGCCAUCAAACCUCCAUUCGACUGUGUAUGGGGUCGCGGCGGGGCUUUAUUUGCAGAAUGAAGAUGGGCAACAUGGAAGUGAACACCAUGAGCGCGAGUCACACCCACCGGGCAAGACAGAGGAACACCCUGGGCCCCUCUCCCGACGGAAACCACUACACCGUGGUACAUGUCACAGGCUACAUCAAGAACUGGCCCCCCUCAGGUGUCCAGAUGGACAGGGACUCGGACGAGAACUCAAGCACACACUGCUGUCUGGUGGGCAUAGGUCGUCUCCAGGUUACGAGCACUCCAAACUGCAGCGACCUGAUGGGACCAAACGGAGGCACUGAGUUCAUCUCCAGGCACAACAUGGAUGGAAAGUUCACCUUUGUGGACCAAAGAGUGACAGCUGUUCUUGGUUACCAGCCAGCGGACCUCCUGGGAAAAACGGCUUUUGAUUUCUAUCACCCGGAGGACAAAGCGCACAUGAAAGAUACUUUUGAUCAAGUUUUGAAGCUGAAGGGUCAGGUGAUGUCCAUCAUGUACAGGUUCAGGGCCUCCAACCAUGAGUGGGUGUGGCUUAGGACCAGCAGCUUCAGCUUCCAGAACCCGUACACUGACGAAGUGGAGUAUAUUGUCUGCACAAAUACAUCCGCUAAAAGUGUUCAGCAGGGAGCUGGUGCGUCCACUGCUCCAGGAAUGCCAAGCGAACAACCACAAGAUCCAAACCCGUCCAUGGCCUCAUUUAACACCCCUCCUAGGGGCCCCAUGCCCACGGAAAUGAACAUGCAGUCAGCCAACAAGCACGACUUCCGGGAACCCUUCCAGGACUACAGCUCUGUUCUGACUGGAGCCAGACAAGUGGGCAGACCAGAGAUGUACAAUUAUAGUUCACCUUCUCAAAUGAAGUACCCUGGGCAGAACACAGCCACCAACAUGCCUAUGUCCCAGCCGUCCGGUGUUUCUGGGGUCAGGAGGAGUCCUAACCCUGGGGGUUGGGCAGGGCCCGCAGGCUUCCCUCAGAACCAGGGAGGUGCUGAUUUCGGCAGCAACCCUGCCUCAGGAUUUUCUCAGAUCAGUCCAAACAGUUCUUCACCAGCUGGCCCUCCUACCUAUACUCAGCUAGGAUCACAGAAUAUCCCCAGCUCACAGCCAAAUAACUUUUCUCAUUCCUCUCCCCCCUCUUCAACUGGGCAGGGCAUGUGGCCCCAACACUGGCAGGGAGGGGCAGCAGAAGCCACACAGAACCCCCAAGGGCAGCCCCCACCUCCUCCCAAUGGCCAGCAGAAUGAGGAGUUCAGUGAUGUUUUGCGCAUGUUGGACCCCCCAGGCCAGGAGUUUAAUGAUCUCUCAGGGAUGUUUAACACGUUCCAGGACUAAAAUCAGCAUAACAGAAAGCACUCAUCUUUAUAUCAUCAUUCUCAACUGAACAGACCAUUCUUAUAUACAUUAUUAUAUGUUUAUACCAUAAUGAAACGUUCAUCAUUCGUUUCAUACGAGAAGAGUUUUAUUGUUUUGAUUUAUACUUCAGUUUCCAAAGAUCCUUAUUUUGUUAUAAUCAGUUGCCAAUGGAGAUUAGGGGGUCUAACAAACAAAAUUCUGAAACACAUUAUAUUAUUUGCAACUGCGUUGCUUAUCAAUAUUUUAUGAAAACGAUUCUGCUUGGUUCUUUUAUUGACUACAUUGAUGUAGAGGAACAGAUUAGCAGAUAGCUAUAUAUAUAGCCUAUUGCCAUUGCACUUGGGAUCACCUUUAUUAUUCAUCAUGCAAUAUGCGAAUUUUUGUUUUUUAUUUCAUAUGUUUUAAGCUGUUGAAAAUCUGUUAAUUUUGUGUUUGUUGAGUAUAAUUUAAUAUGGUACAUGUAUAAGAUCAUGCAAUUAUUUAAAAACAUUUUACUUAAUGCCCAUUAAUUAUGUUUUAGUAUUUUGCAGCAGUAUUUAGUUUGGUUUUUUUUUGGGGGGGUAGGGGGUUAGGGUAAAGGGGGGCAUUCUUAAAUAUUAGCUAAUUUCAAUUAGCUAUUUGAAUUCUUUUGUAGUGUCAAAGAAUUUAUUCUCCGCAAAAUAGAAGACCAAUUCAAACUGAUAAGCUUCCGUACAUUAUCAAGAUACUUUGAUAUGAUAAAAAUAGGCAGAUGUUAGGCCCAGGAUAUACAUACAGUGUUGUGCUACUUCACUUAAAUGCUACCAUUAUGAUAUAUUUGGAAUUUUGAAAGUGGGACAGGGGAUAAAUUUUGCAUUUUCCUCUUUAACUUGUUGGGUAAAUUGCCACCCUUUGCUUGCAAAUAAUUAUCUGGUAUUCAGAUAGAUUAAAUGUUUCUAAGGCUCGUUUUAAGCCUUUUUUUUUUUUUUUUUUAAAUUUUAUUAAGAUAUUGUGGAAAAUCAUGUUAUAAUUUUUAUGUUGCCUGUUUACAUGUGUUACCACCCCAAGAUUGUUUUUGUUUGGUUUUAUUUUGGCCUUUUAAAUUUUACUAUUUAGAGGGAAAUAGUCCUUGGAGUCAGUUUUAGAUAAAAUGCUUUUUUAGCACAUGCUGGGUUGGGUUGCCAGUUUUAAAGGCAAAUUAAACCUCUGCAAUGCAUAAAGAACUCCUGUACAUAUCUGUAGAUACAUAUAUAUGGCAUGUGUUGGUAAUGAGCUUGCUAACUCUUGAAUAGAAAUAUGGCAUGAUGCAUUCCUUGUAAGUGUACAACCCCUGAUUUUACUUUAAUGUUACUGAACAUUUUUUAAAUAAGAAAACUUGACAAAAUUUUACUUUCCCAUGCUUUUGUUAUGCUGCCAUGGCACCCUCUUAUUCUCUUCUUGAUUUUUUUGUCUCAUUAAAAUGUUUCAUCUGAUAGAAAGAUCUGCCACUUUGUUCACUGGUUCGUUCAUAUUUAGCAUUUUAUGUACGUGUAUUUAUUCAUAUAUUAUUCCGUAUAUAAACAGUUAUAAGAUAAAAAAGCAAGUGCAAUUUUGAAUCUACUGUUAACUCACUUGGGAUGAUUGAAUUUCCCACAUGAUGUGAGAUGAAUAUACCAACCACAGAUGUAAUGGUUUUAUAGGCUUUUUUUCAUCUGUUCAGGGUAUAAGGAUGUAUCAUGUAUGACAUUAGUCCAAAAAUAUAUAUUUAUUUUACAUUGAUUUAUUAUUUAUUGUCAGAAUAUGUUAAUUUGAUAUGAUUCAAAGGUCUUUCUCUCUUUAGGAAUUACUGGUAAUUCUUAAGUCAACAGUAAAAUAUUCAUAUCUUUGUAUAACUGUUACAAUCAAAUCAAGUUGAAACUGCCAUAUUAGUUUUGAUCACACAAAUCAAUUAAUUAUUUUAGGUAGAUGAGGUUUCGAAAAAUUGUUUAUGAUCCUGUGGAUUUUACAUCUCAUGAUCUGUACGCAUUUUUACUUAUCAACAACAAUUGUGCUGAAAUUGAUAAAUGGGUAGAGGGUAAUAGAAAGCAACAAAACAAACAGUAAUGUGCCAUAAUCUAUAACCCCUCCCCUGUUAAUUCUAAAUGCAUCGCCAUUCGGUAGACAUUGAUAGACAUUGAUAGACAGUUUAGAGACUUUUCUUCAAAUCAAAACAUUGUUGAUAUAGAUGCAAGUAGGUGAAUGUAUUUAGAUGUACAGUAUAUUUAUAUUUUCACAUUUUUAAACAAAGAAAUCAAAAUAUUCAACAUCAUUUUUUCUACCAUUUUCAAUUCUUUCAUCUCAUAAGACCUAAACACACAAUUUGCUUUUAUUCUAUGAUACAAAAAUUUAAGUUGUUCAUAGAUAUAUUGUUUAUAUAUAUUUGUAAGCCUUUUUCUUAUACCAGUAUUAGGGCUCAAACCAGAGAAAAUUACAAAAUUUAUUUAAUCACAGAAGGUACCGUACUUUUUUUUUUAAAAGUGUCCAAUAUUUCAUUUGCCUGCCUCAGACUGGUUGGUAGAAUCCGCAGAAAUCAACAACACACAUGUACAUGUUCAGAAUUUUAUAAACAAAAAGCACAUUUUCACAGAAACUGAUAUUCAUUGCCAGGAAGAUUUUUGGAUGUUUUGAAUUUGUUUUUUUUUUAUAUAACAUUAACUGUUACGUUUCUACAAGUGAAUUUUAUAUUCAUCAUUGUUUUGUAUAAAUCCCCUGUAUGUCUGUUGUCAUUCCUUGUAGUAUACGAAUUAAAAUCAUUUACAUAUA